AUGCCCAGUGUACUUCCUGUAUUGUCCAUGAUAGCAAAUUGCAUCACGUGGGGACUCUAUGGCGUACUCAUUGACGACUUUUUUCCAUUAGUAUUUACUAAUAUCAUUGGAAUAUUCCUCUCACUCUUUUAUCUCAUUGUGUACUACUACUAUGCGACGAACAAGGGUAGUUUAAGUCUUGAGAUUCUAGCAACAGCUCUAGUGCUUGUGGGUAUUUUACUAUAUCCAUUGAUGGCAGCUUUUGACAGGGUACAAGAUGAAACCGUAGAGCACGUUGUGGGAUUUCUUGCAGUAACUUCUUCGGCCAUUAUGUUUGGCUCGCCGCUGGUUCUAGUCAAAAGGGUGAUUCGAGAACGCAACGCGAGUUCAUUACCAUUGAAUAUGAUUACCACUGGAGUAGUCAAUUGUGUCUUAUGGCUUUGGUACGGUCUCUUGCUUGAAGACGCGUUCGUCAUUGUACCGAAUGCGGCAAAUUUGCUUCUUGGCACCGUACAACUUGGACUCUUUUGCAUUUAUCCACGUAGCGGAACGUGCAACAACGUUGAUUCUUCUACUUCUAAAUUGAAACCCGAAGAUAAAAAAGUACGGCAGAUAGAAACGGAGUGA
Messenger RNA from Peronospora belbahrii, 606 nucleotides. NCBI's taxonomy places the organism in Eukaryota, Oomycota, Peronosporomycetes, Peronosporales, Peronosporaceae. The record is from the annotation of a GenBank genome assembly.